Molecule: messenger RNA, 863 nt
Organism: Ceratosolen solmsi marchali
Lineage: Eukaryota; Metazoa; Arthropoda; Insecta; Hymenoptera; Agaonidae
Exons: 7
Coding region: 73-795 (240 amino acids)
Source: RefSeq, a predicted model, not a curated record
AGUCUACGUUGCAUUUCAAAAAUAUCUCGUAAACAUCAUCGAGACAUACCAGCUGCAUAAUAUCUUAAAAUAAUGAGAUGCAUAGACGCAGCUAUGAGGAGAAAUGCCGCAAGGAACGAGUUACUAAACAAUAUGUCUAAAAAUACAACCGGAUCACCGUCAUCAGAUCUAAAAAAUGAGAAGCCGCUAUCAUCCAAGGACCUUCAUCUAUGGACCGCCUGGCUGAUAAAAGUCGUAGAAACAGCUGAAUACGAGUGGGAGGACUGGCUGUUCACCUACAUAGAUUUCAUUACCAGACUGAACGAAUAUCUGAAGAAAGCCAAGUUGGAAAUCGAAACGAAAGCGGACUGCCCGCCAAAUCGUCAGCGCCAGGAAAAUGUUGCUGAGGGGAUCUGUUGCGAAUACAAAUGCGAUACUGAUACAAUUGAUAAUCGGGAUAAUUCAAAGAAAAUCAAUGAGGACAACGAUGAGGAGGACAAGAUCAUUCCAUUACCUCUAAGUAUAUGUGGAAUGGAAACAGUUGUAAUGAAUUUCAACAGAGAAGCAGAAAAAUAUGAAAUUCUUUACGAAGAUUGGAAGAGAAUUGCUGAGCAGAUAAUUAAGGAUAUCACGGGGAAGACCCUGGCAUCAGGAGAACAAGAGGACUCUUCUGACGAGACUUCCUUCUUCCCAUAUUUAAAAGAGGAGACGUGCAUUGAUAUAGGAAUUGAGCUCGACAUGGAUGUGCUGGAUUCGUGUGCUCCCGAGAAGAUCACUUGUGACAACUGUAAUUUAUUUUUCAAUAUAAAAGAUUAGAUCAAUAUUAUUAAGGGCUUAUCUAACAAAAUUUAAGUUCGGCAAGAAUUUGUUAACUCAUCAAGAAG